Schistocerca nitens (vagrant locust) is the source of this 1011-nucleotide messenger RNA. RefSeq lists its product as uncharacterized. The transcript is spliced from 3 exons. The record is from RefSeq and is a predicted model, not a curated record. The coding region runs from base 54 to 893 and encodes 279 amino acids. NCBI's taxonomy places the organism in Eukaryota, Metazoa, Arthropoda, Insecta, Orthoptera, Acrididae.
GUCUUCUGCAUGCGCCGUCUCUGCCACGGCAGACUACACGAGCGGGGUAGAAAAUGCUUUUUGAAGCAUGGAUACUUUUCCUACUUGCUAUGACACUUCCUGAUGCCAUUCUGGGAAUCACAACAUCUCAGCAGAGUUUAUCAGCAGUAAGUGCUUCAUCAAAAGGUGGAAGAACAGCACGAAAACCAAGAGAGAAUUGUAGGUCAGCAAUUGAAUCGGCAAUGGAUUUGAUUAGCAAGCGGAACAUACAACAACCUAAUUUUAAUGGAAGCUUUCUAGAUCUUUCUGGUUAUGCUCUUCAUCAGCCACUCCGUUCAGCACCAUAUGAUAUGUAUGUGACUGAAAUGCGCAUAAAAAUGCCAGCUCAAGCAGUUUGGUUUGAGGUUGAACAUUGCCACUGGGAGCCUCGUAAACGUACACUAGAAACUCGUCUAGGUUUUUCAGAGCUCAGUGUUACAGGUGCAGUGAAAUUAUAUGAGGGUGAUUUCAUAAAAAAUACACCACAUCCAUUGCCAACUGAUGUCUGUAAUGUAACAAUGCGCAUGAAACGAGCUGGACUGCAGUUUGCUGUUCAGCCACGUGUAUUGUCCAGUAGCAACAGAGGUAUUGCGGAUAUAGCUAUGGACAGUCAGUUUUUGCAACCUGAAUUUGUGAGUGUAUAUGUUUACGGCUGUCAUCCUCCAGGCCGAGAGCACCGUGAGGAGACAGUUAUAGGAGAAAAGCAAAAUUCAGCAAAAAUCCGUGCUACUGAAGAUACAACACAGGAAAUGGAAGAAGUGUUUCUAAAAGGCAUUCAGUCACUUCUCAAGACUUAUCUUGGAAAGCAGCUUCAGCAGACUAUGAAGAACAUUGUUAUGAGAAAUAUGGGCUACACUGUUUCAUAUGGGAGGUAGUGAUGUAGGAUCACAGUUAUUAAAUGUUAUCAUACCUACACAUUUUAACUAUAAAUACACCCAGUAUCAGUGAUUUACUUUUUUUUAAUGUAUGCUAUGGGAAUGACUUGCGUACAUA